Anoplophora glabripennis (Asian longhorned beetle) is the source of this 703-nucleotide messenger RNA. RefSeq lists its product as uncharacterized. The record is from RefSeq and is a predicted model, not a curated record. Lineage: Eukaryota; Metazoa; Arthropoda; Insecta; Coleoptera; Cerambycidae. The transcript has 3 exons. The coding region runs from base 60 to 455 and encodes 131 amino acids.
CCUACAAUGCUGUAAUAAACAAAUUUGCUCAGUUGAAUAAGAUUCUAAAAGGCAAGAUAAUGCAGAAAAUUGUUCUCCUCCUCUGUUUUGCAAUUUUGCACACUGCCUCUGCGUUAAAAUGUUUCUAUUGCAAGGACCCUACUACAUGUGGUACAGACAUCGAAACCUGGUAUGAAACGGCAUGCGCAAACUCGGCUCAGCCAACAAGCUACCAACCUGCCUGCUUAAGGUUGAGCUAUAAAGAUAAGACAACACAGGAGAUGAUGGUGAUAAGGAAAUGCGCUUUGGUCGAAUUAAAAGACGGAAAACCAAGCUACGACUGUCAAAGUUUCGGUGACGAAGCUGAGUGUCCUCUAUGUCAAACUGACUUAUGUAAUUCUGCGAAAAGUAUCAGUUUCAGCUUUGUGGUACUUUGCGGUGUUGUUUUGGCAAUCGCUGUGCCCAAACUUUUGUAAAAUUACCCCACCUCUUCGCUUGUAUGAUUCGUGGGAAAUGGAUGAUGCUUUGAAAAACAAACCAGGUGUUCAAGUCCUACAAGCCGUGUAUAUGUCUUCGUUAACUGUGUUUACUUUUAUUAUAGGUUUGAAUGUCCGUAGUACGAUAUUUUUUUAACGAAACUUGAUGUGUAUUGUUUAUUACUGAAAUUAAAUGUUUAAUUUCAUUGAUAAUUUUACUUAUCAUCUUAAUAAAAUGAUUUUCUACA